Molecule: messenger RNA, 1442 nt
Organism: Striga asiatica
Lineage: Eukaryota; Viridiplantae; Streptophyta; Magnoliopsida; Lamiales; Orobanchaceae
Source: the annotation of a GenBank genome assembly
CACCCUUAACAUUUCAGUACAGUUUUUUUAAUUAGCAAUUGUUUAAUAUUAAUUAGUGUUAAAUAGUGAACAAAGUAGAUAUAUUAUGAAACUUUCCAUAUUACUUCCAAGAUGCAUAUGUCUCUAUCAUCGUAAACCAAUCAACUUGCUUGUAUUAUUAUUGGAUUGCCCCACCCUCGACCAAAUUCAGCAUUAAAAUGGGAAGAAAACUUCUCUUCUUACUUCAAUCUGAGCCACAACUUUUCUCUCUCUAUCUAUCUCUACCCGUAGGCUUCCCAUUUCCCAAUUACUUUUCCGUUUAAUGUCCGUUGACGGCCGCCGGCAAUCUAAGAGCCUCCUUAUACCCUUAUCCACCGCCGGCAGGGCCGCCACUUGCAUCGUUUUCUCACAUCUGACUAAUUAAUUAAUUAAUUAAUUUAGAUGCCGUCGCCAAAGCAUCACCGGAAAGUUGGAUCCGAGAAGAACAAAAAGGGGAAACUAUCCGAAAAGGCGUCUUCCUUCCACGGUAAGGCUCAAUUGGCGGCGAGCGUGCUCCCCCGGCCGAGGACGGUGCCGGACUUGCUCUCCGGGAGGAGAUCCAGCUGGAGCUCGGCGGAGGACGCCGCCGCCGUGGCGCCGCCGAAGCUGACGAAGCUGCUGCUGAACGUGACGAUACAGAGGAGCCUUGGCGCCGUGAGGGUGGUGAUGCCGCUGGAGGCGACGGUGGAUGAUCUGAUCGCGGCGGCGCUCCGGCAGUACGCCAGGGAGCAGCGUCUGCCGGCGCUCUCUUCUCAUGACGCUUCCGAUUUCGACCUCCAUUAUUCCCAAUUUAGCUUGGAAAGUUUGGAUAAGGGUGAGAAGCUGGUGGGUUUGGGUUCAAGAAAUUUCUUUCUCUGCCCCAAGCGGCCGGAGCCGGUGGAAUCCACGGCGGAGAGCGGCGGAGCUCCGUCUAGAUGUUCCGAAGAAGCAGAUAAGGGUAGCAAGAAGGGGCUGCCCCUGCCCUGGCUCAAAUUCAUGAAUUUUUCGCUGUAAAUUGUUUGGGUCAACUCAACUGUUGCCGCAAGUAAUUGUUUUAGGGAUAGAAAGAAUAAAGAUAAUCAAUAUUUAGGCAUUUAUCUUGUUCGAAUCAUCGACUUAAAGUCAAAUUGGCAAUUGCCAUAGGAAAGGAAAUAAUGGACCGACGGAGUUAAAUUUAAUUUAAUUAUGUACCCGUGCGUAUGGUGUGUGUCCACUUGUAUAUAGUAAUUAAAUAAUAAUAUUGUAAAAUUAUUAGAACAUUCCUCCAAAUUUUCUCUGGUGCUCGAGUUUGUGCCUGACAUGUCUCUUUAGGCCUCACCUACGACGCAUGUAACGGGGUGUGUCAAUUUAAACAAACCCAUAUCCACUCUUUUAUUUUAUUUGACCUAAAAUAAAUAUUUACACUAUACUUUUUUUCAAAAAAAUCACCCAGCUUUAACUCCUAG